Rana temporaria (common frog) is the source of this 3407-nucleotide messenger RNA. Its product is annotated as collagen alpha-1(XXI) chain-like. The record is from RefSeq and is a predicted model, not a curated record. NCBI's taxonomy places the organism in Eukaryota, Metazoa, Chordata, Amphibia, Anura, Ranidae. The transcript has 30 exons. The coding region runs from base 204 to 3068 and encodes 954 amino acids.
AGUCUGUUUAUGUAUGACAGAAGAGGGCUUCUGGCAUAUACUGAUCCACUGAGUGAAACAGCAAGUCAGAUUCAGGGGCUGUAACAAACUCUCCUAGCAUAGCACUAAGCCUACUCUUUAUAAGGAACACUCCAGGUAUGCAGUGAAGUGGCACCUUUGCUAGGACACUGCAUGAUCAUUUGGAGAGAUCUUGAACCCACAAAAUGAAACCUACUUGGGCAUUACAUGUUUUUGCAUUCUCAGUAUUUAUACACUUAGUAAAAGGACAAGUAAGUGAAGAAGAUGCUCAAGCAGGUUGCAGAACUGCGGUGAAUGAUUUAGUGUUCAUUGUGGAUGGCUCCUGGAGUGUAGGGUAUGUCGAUUUUGACACAGCAAAGAACUGGUUGAUAAACAUCACAAGCAGCUUUGACAUAGGACCUUCCUACACUCAGGUGGCUGUGGUUCAAUACAGUGAUUCCCCAAGGCUAGAAUUUCCACUUGGACAACAUCGGACAAACCAGCAACUUAUCAAUGCUUUGAAAAGUAUGAAAUAUCUGGGAGGCAAUACCCAGACGGGUCGAGCAAUUCAAUUUGCCACUGAAAAUGUGUUUCCCUCUUCUCAAAGGCCUAACCUUACCAAGAACAGGAUUGCAAUUGUGGUCACAGAUGGCAAGUCCCAAGAUGAUGUGGUGGAGACUGCUGCACAAGCCAGGGCACAAAACAUCAUUAUGUUUGCGGUGGGAGUUGGUUCUGAAAUAACCAAGUCUGAGCUUGUGGCAAUUGCCAAUAGUCCUUCCACAGAUUAUGUGCUGUAUGCAGAGGACUACACCACGAUAGAUAGGAUUAAGGAGACAAUGCAACAAAAGAUAUGUGAAGAAUCUGUGUGCCCUACUCGAAUACCUGUGGCAUCACGUGAUGAGAAGGGAUUUGAGCUGCUUGUGGGGAUGAACAUUCAUAAAAAAGGUCAGAUGAUAACCGGGUCUUUGGUGUCGGAAAAAGCCUAUCUUCUUACACCUUCUGUAGAUGUGACUGAAAACACCAGAGAAAUAUUUCCAGAAGGUCUGCCUCCCUCCUAUGUGUUUGUGGCUACCAUACGUUUACAGUCUCCUGAAAAUCAGGACAUCGUUGAUCUGUGGAGAAUACUUUCUAAAGCAGGAGAGGUCCAGGUAGCAGUCACUCUAGAUGGCACUGACAACUCAGUCAUUUUUACUGUCACACAACUGAAUGCAAAUUCCCAAGUGAUUAAGUUUAAAGAUCCAAAAUUAAAGGUCUUAUUUGACGAAAAAUGGCAUCAGCUGAAAAUCCUUGUAAAAAAUAAAAGUGCAAAUCUAUUUCUGGAUGACACUCUCAUUGAGAAUCGAGUACUGGAGGAAAUUGGACCAAUAUUUAUCAAUGGCAAAACACAAGUUUUAAAGAGACAGACAUCUGACGAAUCUCUUACUAUGGAGAUACAAAAAUUAAGAUUGUACUGUGAUCCAGAGCAGAGUGAACGAGAGACAGCCUGUGAAAUCUACACUGUGAAUGAUCCAAGGUGUCCCCUUGAGCGGGUACCGUCCCUUUCUUGCCAAUGUCCUGAAGGUCAGCCUGGGUCCCCUGGAGUACCAGGACCAGAAGGCAGUGAAGGACGUAUAGGAGAGCGAGGUACCCCCGGAGCUGAUGGGAAACCUGGACUGCCAGGACCUCCAGGACCACCUGGAAUACCAGGCACUUCAGGACAAAAGGGACCACAAGGACUGCCUGGGCUUCAAGGUGAUUCGGGCCUCCCUGGAAUUCAGGGCCUGCCUGGAAUAAAUGGUGUCCCUGGACCAAUAGGACCUAAGGGUUCAAUUGGGCCAACUGGUCAAGCAGGAAACCCUGGCAUUCCUGGAAAGAAGGGCAGUAAAGGUGAAAGAGGACUAGUUGGGACUCCAGGACAUCACGGUCCACCAGGUGAAUCAGGGCUACCUGGAAGAAACGGAAAUCCUGGGCCUGCUGGAGCAAAGGGAGAUAAAGGUUCGUUGGGUCAGCCUGGAAUAGAUGGACCUCCAGGCAUACCGGGUUUUCGUGGUGCCCCUGGUCUCCCUGGCACAGUGGGAUCAAAGGGAGAAAGAGGAAUGCCUGGACCUAAAGGAGUUGUAGGGCCGCCUGGCCUCAAGGGUGACAAUGGAGCAAAUGGACUACCGGGAGCAGAAGGACAUCAAGGGCCAAAGGGUAUACAAGGUGAUUCAGGGCCUCCAGGACCAUCAGGACUUUCUGGACUGAAAGGUCAAAUGGGACACCCAGGAUUGCCUGGUUUGGAAGGUUCUAUGGGAAUUCAAGGCCCAAAGGGGCACAAGGGUGACACUGGAGAUGAUGGAAUUAAAGGAACUCAGGGGGAAAAAGGUGAGGCAGGACAACCUGGAAACCCAGGAAUAAGGGGUCAAGAAGGCAGCAAAGGAGCAAAAGGAGAGAAAGGUGAACUUGGAGACAUAGGUGUAAAAGGACCAGAGGGUAAGAAGGGAGAACAUGGCAUACUCGGACUACCAGGGCCUCGUGGCUUUCCAGGUGACAGCGGUCCACAGGGAAGGUCUGGAAUACCUGGUACCCCAGGAAAACCGGGAAAAUCAAUAACAGAUGACCACAUUAUGAAGCUGUGUAGCAAUGUCCUGCGUGCCCAGUUUCCAUCUUUGCUUCAGAAUAUGAAUCCAAGCUGUCCACCAUGUGAAGGAAAACAAGGCUCACCAGGACUACCAGGCACCCAAGGCCGACCUGGUGAAAGAGGACCUCAAGGGUACCCAGGAAGAGGAGGCAGAUCUGGAUAUCCAGGGAUCCAAGGGUUACCAGGACCACAAGGGUUAAAAGGGGAUACAGGAUCCAAAGGAGAUAAAGGUUCUAAAGGAGAGCGUGGCAUAGGACAGCCUGGCCCACCUGGGCCUGCAGGUUCCCCUGGAAUGAAUGGUGUAAACGGAGAAGGCAUCGUAGGUCCUCCUGGAAAUCCAGGAAAAAAUGGGGUACCCGGGACCCUGGGAAAAAGAGGCUUUCCUGGGCCUGCUGGAGUAUGCGACCUUUCUUCCUGUCUAUCUGCAUAUGGAGCAAGGGAUGACCCAUUUAGAAAAGGACCUAAUUUUUGAAGCAAGAAGUGCUUGCUAAUUUGUAGGCCUAAAUCCUGAUUAUGAUCUCAGGAAAAUUGCAAUGUACAGCAGAUGCAUGUACAGCAGAUGUUUUUGCACUGAAAUCUGCAGUUUCUCUUAUUCGGAGUAGCAGAGGCAAAAAAAUAAAAUAAAAAAUGUUCUCUUUAUAGUGUAAGGCUGACUGUAGUUUGAUGUUUGUAUUAUUUAAUUCUAAAGAAGAAAUAUUUGUUAUACCAUUUGUUUCCUAUUUUAUUCCUUAAGAAUCUGACAUGCCCUGGAAUUAGGGCAUCAUUACUGCCGCUACUGUGCCAUAGCUACAGAAUAAAGGUUUAACAAUUA